Brachypodium distachyon (stiff brome) is the source of this 1190-nucleotide messenger RNA. RefSeq lists its product as uncharacterized. The record is from RefSeq and is a predicted model, not a curated record. Lineage: Eukaryota; Viridiplantae; Streptophyta; Magnoliopsida; Poales; Poaceae. The transcript is spliced from 3 exons. The coding region runs from base 245 to 1021 and encodes 258 amino acids.
UUUUCCUUACUUUCUUCCCAAGCUGCGCCGCCAGCCUUCUUCUCCCCUUCAUCUUCUUACUCCCGCGCGCCUCCUCUCCACCGAGCGCCUCCUCGCGCCCUUCUCCCUCUGCGCCGGAGCCGCCUCCUCCCGCGUCCACCUCGCCGGCCGCUCCGCCCUCUGCUUCCCCGAGCGCCGCCCGGCCGCGCCUCUCCCUCUCCCGUGGCCUCCUCGCCUCGUCUACCCAAGCUCGCCCUCGCUCCCCAUGCCGCCAAGCUCCUCCGGCCGCCUCCACCGCGCACGACGCCGCGCCUGCCCGUGUCUCUCCACCACACCGACGCCGCCUCCAUCUCCCCGUCGCCAGCGCGCCUCUUCCUCCCGCGCGCCCGGCGCCUCCCCUUGCUCCUGGCCGCCUCUCCCCGUCGCCCGCAACCACCGCGCACCUCUUCUCCACCCUCUGUUACUCCGCCGGUGCUGCCUCCCUGCUCGUCAAGCUCCUCUGCGCCGCGCCGCCCAACUCCCGUGGCCACGCCUCCGCGACCUCCUGCCCGAGCUCGCCGCCGCCGUGCCCUCUGCCGCCAGCGCCAGCGCUCGUCCGCUAGCCCCGCUCGGCCCAUCUCCAAGCCCAGGAAGCAGGCCCGUGCCUCUUUUGUGUCCUUUUCUGUUUUUUCUAAAAAUUGGUUACCUGACGUGUGGACCCCACUGCUUCUGUAUUGUGCAUGUGUGCUGCUGUUCGCUUGUCGUUGCUCCGCGUCGAGCCGCCUUGCUACUGCACUUCGUCGACGCCCGCGAAGACCACAUCGCUUUGAAGACGAAGCCGUACAACUACUUCGCCCACGAGGACUACAUCGUCUACGACGACUACGUGUAUGACUACCUCGUCUAUGUCGGCUACUUCGUCUACAUCGCGACGUCGCGACGAGUUCAAGUCUUCGGUUCCUACGUCGUCGACGACUACGUUUGUGUUCUUCUUCCGGGAUUCUUGCUCAAUUCCGGGCAAUUCAGUACUCCAGAGGUUCCAGCAGAACAGGUGAGCCGCUAGCUUCUUCGUGGAGCACGACGUUGAGUUCAAUGUUUAGCCAAGAGAUCCAGAUCAGGGUUCUGAGACUUGUGGCGGGUUUCCUUCCAGUUUCUAGCCUCUUCAGGCCAUACUGUAUUCUUGUCCGUACUCGGACAUAAUUCGACUUCCACUGAUGUAAUGUUGGGACAUG